Molecule: messenger RNA, 2296 nt
Organism: Limulus polyphemus (Atlantic horseshoe crab)
Lineage: Eukaryota; Metazoa; Arthropoda; Merostomata; Xiphosura; Limulidae
Product: CD109 antigen-like
Exons: 18
Molecular function (GO): endopeptidase inhibitor activity; protein binding
Source: RefSeq, a predicted model, not a curated record
GACGUACUUUAUUCUAGCCUCUAAAUUAGUACGGCCCGGCCAGCUUUAUCGAUUGGCCGUCACCAUCUACAAGGCCACAGUGCCAAUUACGGUUCAAGCUUGUAUUCAGCGGGAUGGCGUGGAAUUAGUCUCCACAUCUAAAGAAUACACGGCUAAUGUUCCAGAUUCUUUGCUUUUAAAGGUACCUCCUACUAGUUUACCUGGGGUGUACAAACUGCGCGUGGAAGGAAACAUGAAUGGAGUGCUGGGAGGAACUGCAUUUGUUAAUCAAACUUUGUUAGAAUUCUCUCAGCGGUCCAUGACUAUCUUCGUCCAGACGGAUAGCCCCAUCUACCGGCAGAAACAGACGGUUCACUUUAGAACAAUUCCAAUCACGACCGACCUUAAGGCGUUUUCUGAUGCUGUGGAUGUUUAUAUGUUAGAUCCAAGGGGAACAAUUAUGAAGAAAUGGCUUUCUCGUCAAACUAACUUGGGGGCUGUGAGCUUAGAAUAUGAACUAUCCGAACAACCUGUUUACGGAAACUGGAUUAUUCGCGUUGUAGCUCAGGGACAAGUCGAGGAAAAGACAUUUCUGGUGGAAGAAUAUUAUCAGCCCCCGUAUGAAGUCAGUAUAAUUAUGCCAGCGUUUUUCAUGAACACCAACGAUUAUAUUCACGGUCACGUCAUUGCAAACUACACAGGGGGAUCGCCAGUGUUCGGAAACUUGACUUUAACAGCAAAGGUGGAGCCGUUAGACAAAGAUGCUAGUAAUUUUGAAAAUCUGGUUCAUCUAUCGCAGAUUCAACAGGUCUUCCAUACCUUUGAAGGUUCGACUUUCUAUCGAUUCAACAUGCGAGAACUGGUCCAUCUUGUUUCAAAGUUAGAGACACCGAAAGUUUUAGUGACGGCUUGUGUUGGUGAAACUCUGUUAGACCGAGUUCAAUGUGGAUUUGCCGAAACCGUCGUCUUUAACUCCAGUAUCAAAUUAAAGUUCCUUGGCUCUUUCCCUCAGGUCUUCAAGCCGGCUAUGCCUUUCAAAGCUUAUCUUGCUGUAUCCUACCGUGAUGGGUCAGAACUGCCACCGUGGCGCUUGUCCAGUCAAAAGCUAGAUAUCAUGCCUACUUUGACCAUGAAUAAUGGAGGUUCUCAAAAACUAGACAUCAAGCACGAGCUCGUAUCGCCCGUGCGUCCUGGACUUUGGGAAUUGGAGGUGGACCUACGAACAGAACUAGGAGGAAAAACACUAUUAAACAGCAUUAAGUCUCUUAGUGUAGAGGCCCGUUACAAAGAUGAGACAGGAGAAAUGGCCAAAGCUAAUCUUCUUGUUUAUGCCUCGUACUGUCCAACUGAACGUCAUCUUCAGGUGGUUACCAGCACUAAACACCCAAAGGUCGGUGAAUUCAUAAUUCUCCACGUUAGGGCGGAUUAUUUUGUAGGAAAUUUCUCAUACGUGGUUAUUUCCAAGGGAACUAUUCUGUUAGCUGGGCAGGAAGAAAUGACUUCGAGCAUUAAAACAUUUGCAGUAGCUCUGUCUCCAGAAAUGGCGCCUACUGCUACUAUUGUUAUUUACCAUAUUGCCCGAGGGGGCGUGGUUGUUGCUGAUAGCUUGACGUUUCCAGUAGAUGGAUUUUCCAGGAACAAUUUCACUGUGAGCUUGACGAAGACCAACACGACAAAUGAGUCUGUGGAAGUGACUGUUAGUGGUCAUCCUGGAACGUACGUGGGCAUGGCAGCAGUUGACCAAACACUGUAUAGGAUGCAGACCGGCAGUGAGCUCAACCAUGGCGAUGUGUUAUACAAAAUGACGACAUUUGACGAAUCUGCCAACGGAACUCUCAUGCACGUCCUUCACUCCAGAGAGGGAGAACCUGAUGAAGUCAUUCAAUUUCCAGCUUCAACUUAUGGUAUUGACACCAAUCGAAUUUUUGAGUUUUCUAACUUGAUCGUCUUUACCGAUGCCAACGUUACCAGGCGACCAGAUCAAUGUAAUAUCAGUCGGGGGUUUGUACCUUGCAUGAACGGUAUGUGUUAUCCGAUCAGAAAACGCUGUGAUGGACAGUGGGACUGCAAAGAUGGAUCUGAUGAAAGUGGAUGUCCUCCCAAGGAUGAGUUUAACAUGCGACACUACAGGUUAAACCGUUUCAGUCGGCUGAUGCAACUUUACAAAAAUUCAUGGUUGUGGAAAGACAUCAUCAUUGGUUCUCAAGGAUACCAGACUUUUCACGUUCCUUUAUCCAACGUUCCGACUAACUGGGUCGUUACUGCUUUUGGAAUGAGUAAAAACACUGGUUUUGGAAUACUCCGACCUGCAUUACAG